UCUGAGCUGUUGCUAUGAGGAAACCUCGCAGGAGAUCCCGGCAGGCUCUAGAAGGAAGACGGUCUCCUUCACCAUACAGUUUGAAAUGCUCACCUACUCGGGAGACUUUGACAUAUGCCCAGGCCCAGCGAAUAGUGGAGGUUGAUAUUGAUGGACGUCUCCAUCGCAUCAGCAUUUAUGAUCCACUAAAAAUAAUCACAGAGGAUGAGCUGACUGCCCAGGAUAUUACAGAAUGCAACAGCAAUAAAGAGAACAGUGAGCAGCCACUGUUUCCUUCUAAAUCCAAGAAAACUCAAUCUAAAGGCAAAAAGAAGGAGUCAGGCACCAAACAUGCUCCUGGGACAUCUUUCCAUCUACCCCAGCCCAGUUUUCGGAUAAUUGAUUCCCUCAGCCAGCCAGAUGCUCCAGCCCUGCCUACAACAUAUUAUCAGUACACUGAGAGACCACUUGAGGACACAGAUGCUGAAGUGGAGUAUGAUAUGGAUGAGGAGGAUCUGGCUUGGCUUGAUAUGGUUAAUGAGAAAAGGAAGAAUGAUGGCUAUGGUUCAGUUUCUGCUGAGACUUUUGAAUUACUGGUAGAUCGACUGGAGAAGGAAUCAUACCUGGAGAGCCGUAACAAUGGGCCCCAGCAGACUCUGAUAGACGAGGAUGCAGUCUGUUGUGUUUGCAUGGAUGAUGAGUGUCAUAACAGCAAUGUCAUUUUGUUUUGUGACAUUUGCAACUUGGCUGUCCACCAGGAAUGCUAUGGAGUGCCCUAUAUCCCUGAGGGACAGUGGCUUUGCCGCUGCUGUCUACAAUCUCCUUCCCGCCCUGUUGAUUGUGUUUUGUGCCCAAACAAAGGUGGAGCCUUCAAACAGACCAGUGAUGGUCACUGGGCCCAUGUUGUUUGUGCCAUCUGGAUCCCUGAAGUCUGUUUUGCAAACACUGUGUUUUUGGAACCCAUUGAGGGAAUAGACAAUAUUCCACCAGCUCGCUGGAAGCUGACUUGCUACAUCUGCAAGCAGAAGGGCAUGGGAGCUGCUAUCCAGUGUCACAAGGUGAAUUGCUACACUGCGUUCCAUGUUACCUGUGCCCAGAAGGCUGGUCUCUUCAUGAAGAUUGAGCCCAUGAGGGAGACCAGCCUCAAUGGCACAACAUUCACUGUACGCAAAACUGCUUAUUGUGAAGUACAUUCCCCUCCUGGCACAGUGAAGAAAGGGCGUACAGCUACUGUUCGUGAAGGGGAGGAGGAGAUUGCAAAGAAUGAAAAAGAGGAUGAGGGCACUCUCAAGAACAAGAGUAAAGUGAAGUUGAAGCAGAAGGUAAAGAAGGAAAUCUGUGCUUCUGCACCUUUGCUGAUGGUCACACAAAUCCCUUCUUACCGGUUGAAUAAAAUAUGCAGUGGACUCUCCUUUCAGAGAAAGAAUCAAUUUAUGCAGAGGCUUCAUAACUACUGGCUGUUAAAGCGUCAGUCAAGAAAUGGAGUCCCAUUGAUACGACGGCUGCAUUCUCACUUACAGUCCCAGAGAAAUGCAGAACAGAAAGAGCAGGAUGAAAAGAACAGUGCAGUAAAGGAAGAACUGAAAUAUUGGCAGAAAUUGCGACAUGACUUGGAAAGGGCACGGUUACUCAUUGAACUGAUCCGUAAGCGGGAGAAACUGAAACGUGAGCAGGUAAAGGUUCAGCAAGCUGCUAUGGAGUUACAGCUCACACCUUUCAGUGUGCUGCUUCGCACAACACUGGAUCUGCUACAGGAAAAGGAUCCGGCCGAGAUCUUUGCAGAGCCUGUAAACCUGAGUGAGGUUCCAGAUUACCUGGAAUUCAUUUCCAAGCCAAUGGAUUUUUCUACCAUGAGGCGGAAGCUGGAGUCCCACCAAUACCGAACACUGGAUGAGUUUGAGGAAGACUUUAACCUUAUUGUUACCAACUGCAUGAGGUAUAAUUCUAAAGACACAAUUUUCCAUCGAGCAGCUGUCCGAUUGAGAGACCUUGGAGGGGCAAUAUUGCGCCAUGCACGGCGGCAAGCUGACAAUAUUGGUUUUGACCCCGAAGUGGGGAUUCACUUGCCUGAAUCACCGAAGACAGAUGAUUUUUAUCGUUUUUCUUGGGAGGAUGUAGAUAACAUUCUACUCCCUGAAAAUCGGGCUCACCUUUCUUUGGAGGUACAACUGAAGGAGCUAUUGGAAAAGCUGGACAUGGUAAGCACCAUGCGGUCAAGCGGUGCUCGUACCCGUCGCAUUCGCCUCUUGAGACGUGAAAUCAACUCCAUCCGGCAGAAGCUAGCCCAGCAGCAGAACAAAAUCAUGCCAAAUGGAGACCCAGCUGCUUGGGAGGAGGGAUUGGACAAGAUGCUACAAGAAGACUGGGAUGAGGAUGGGGAGAAAGCAGAUGACACCAAGCCCCCACUUCCCCCCACCCUGGAGCCCACAGGACCUGCACCCUCCAUAUCGGAGCUGGACUCUCUGCAGGACCCUCCAACUCUCAAACCCAUUAGCGAAAGCAAGUCCUUGAAAAGACUACAUAAACGGCUGAAGUCCGAGGGCAAGUUCUUUGAUAAGAAGACACUGCAGAGGGAGAGCCACGCCAUCCAGCGCUUGCUCAGCGACAACGGCCUGAACGGAUUGGCCCUUCAGGCCACGGGCUCUUCUGUCAGCCCUCCAUUUAGUGGAGUGGGCAGGCGGACAUCUGUCCUUUUUAAAAAAGCCAAGAACGGGGUGAAACUGCAAAGAGGUCUGGACUGCCCCCUUGAGAAUGGAGAGGACCACAACCAGAGUGGGCAGCUCUCCCACUCCAGCAUAGGGGGUGAGCGGCCAUCCCGGAAACGGCCACAGAGUGGGAGCUGCAGCAAGAGCGAUGGCGAGAAAUCCCCCAGGCAGGCAGGAGUGACAGCAGUGACCAAUGGCUUCAGGAAGCAUAGAGAGAGUGGGUCUGAUUCAGAGUGCAGUUCUGGCCUUGGCAGUGGUCUCCCAUGUGAUGUUUUGAGUGGUCUGAUUCCUCACAAACGGAGCCGAGGAAAGCCUGCUCUUGCACGGGUCCCAUUCUUGGAUAGUGUAAAUGGAGAUUUGGAAUACAAUAGCUCAGGUAGAAAUCUACUGAUGCCUUUCGAGGAACAAACUGAACUAGAACCACUGGAGCUUGUGUGGGCAAAGUGUCGUGGCUAUCCUUCUUAUCCAGCAUUGAUAAUUGAUCCUGAGAUGCCCCGAGAGGGUCUCCUUCACAACGGAGUCCCUAUCCCUGUUCCGCCUCUGGAGGUAUUGAAGCUAGGAGAGCAGAAACAAGCAGAAGCUGGAGAAAAGCUUUUCCUUGUCCUUUUCUUUGAUAACAAGAGGACAUGGCAGUGGCUUCCACGAGACAAAGUUGUCCCCCUUGGAGUAGAUGACACAGUGGAUAAACUGAAGAUGAUGGAAGGACGAAAAACCAGCAUCCGCAAAUCUGUCCAGGUGGCUUUUGACCGGGCCAUGAUCCAUAUGAGUAGAGUCCGGGGAGACCAUCCUUUUGUCACGCCAAAUUAUCUGUAGGGACUACAAGAAUCUGCUCUGCCAUCCCUUUUCACCCCAAUAAUAUUAUCUACGUCCAUAGGAACUGUGGCGGAUGUGCACUGAUUGAUAGGAUCAGUAGGAUUCUUCCGUGCUGUGGAUUUUUGGAGGGGUGUUCAUAGGAGAGAGGCACUAUUCCUAGCUGUAGGGAAAGCUCCUGUAAAGUCCCUGAUAUGUGCCAAAUGUCUGUCUGGUUUCUUUUUGAAUACGUCUUAAUGAAGAACCAGCAGGAGAGGAAGUGAAGGAACAGUCUGACCAGCAAGAGGAUGUCAGGAACAGCUGCACUGUAAUGCCUUGACCCUGGCAGAAUCUUAGAUCAGGUUAUAUGAGAAGGGAAAGCUGAACUCAUUUGCUGGCUGGAACUGAAGCCCUCCCAGGCCUCUUGGGUUUUCAGUCCUGAAGCGAGUCCUGAAGAAUUUUCGGGAGUCUGCCAGCAGUGUGAACAGCCCCAACGUGGAAGACAUAUGAGUGCCAAAUUUACAGUAAUAUGCAUCAUACUUUUCACGUCAUUUUUAAAGCGCUCAUUUGCCUCACUGAAUCUAUACAUGCAUAGCCUAGUCUUUCAAAUCUUAUGCCUAAAAGAAAUACAAAGAAAACAUUUUGGUUGAGUUCCCCCUUUCUCUCAUGCACAUUUAAAUGUGGAGAAGAAAUCUCUAUUAGAAUGUUUUGUGUGAUUAAGUUUAUGAAGUUGGGUUUUUUUACAUUUCAGUUCAGUAAUUCAGGAGCUUCAACUUCUGAUAAAUAGAUUAUUAAAACUGGGCAAAACAGUGUUUUAAAACAUCCCUCACAUAGCAUCUAAUUUCUUGCAACAACUUUGUUGUAUAGUUAGCAGUUGAGGAAAAGAUAGAUUGUAUCCAUAGCCCAAGCUCAAAGGUGCUACUUAUAGAUCUCUUGAGUAGUGGCUGCCCCAUGCACAUAACUGUCUCUCGGAUGCAUAAAUCUUGAUGGUUGCUGGGUGCAUGUUCAGCCUCUUGUCCAUGCAGAGAUGAUAAUACAUUUCUCAUAGAGGGAUUGGGGGUCUAUUGCACACCUCGCUGCAUGUGCAAAACUUUCUCUAGAUCUGAAUGAUGCAGUCCCUGCUUGCCAUGAGUGCCAUAUGUACAGUGAAGUGUGCAACUUUGGGUAGAGGUAUCUGUAUCAAACCACAAUUCCUCUUUCCCCCAAAAAAUCUCUGCCAUCUUGUUUUGUGAUAAUCAGGGUGUUCUCUGUCUCCUUGCUCACAUGAAUAUGUUACAGUUUCCUACUUCACUUUCCCAUAAGUGCUUCACUUUCCACUUCCCUGCUCUUUGAGCCUCCAUUAUAGAGAUUCGUUAGAAGCAGAGCACAGCUCCUCAAAGAAUACUAUUUUUAAAAAACAGGGAGUGCAGAAGACUGCAAACUGACAAAGUAUUUCAUGUUUGAAUUCUGAUGUACCUUAGAUUUUUUUUCAUUUUAAGCAUUAUGAACCAAAGGUGCAGAGCAAGAUUGUCAUUUGAAUAAAUCAUCAUUUUUCUUUUAAAUUCAUUUUUAAAAAUUUAUGUUUCAUACUAAAAAGAUUGUGGAACAAAAGAUUAAUAAUAGGGGGCGGGGAAUCACUGCCAGUUCUAUGUGGUCAGCUUUUUAAAAAAAGUACCACAUCUUAUAUAUUGGGAUACAUCUUAUAUACAACCACACUUUAUGGAAAAUAUCUGUAACAUAUAAAGAUGGGGAAUAGGAAUCUUUUUUUAAAAGUCAAUAAUGCCUAAAGAGUGUGGCUGCAGAAGGAACUUAUGUACAUAGUUGUAAAAUACAGUUCUAAAUUAUUCCGGCCGAUUGUUACCAUUCUUAAAGUUCUCAGUUAUGUUGCUGGGUCUUUUGUAUGCACACAGUGUAAUUAAUUUAAAGCAACAUACACUUUUCCCAGGUUGUAGCUCAGCUGUGGACUUGUGACCUGUGUAUAACUGUUUUAAGAUUUUGCAUUUGACUUUUAUUUCAUGUUUUUAAAACUGCAUUUUAAGGAUUUGAAUUGGCUAAUUAUCCUGCUGUUGCUAUGGGACCUAAACAUGACUUGUCAAUCUGCUGUAAAGCACAGAUGGCUCUAUUUAUUGUAGAAAGUGAAUUUAUUUGCUUUCUAGAACUGUUUAUAUCAGAUGGUAUAAGAGGUAAUAAAAUUCUAUGCUUGUAAAGAAAAAAAUGCUAAUUUUACCUACUAUAAUCUGACUGUCUGAAACUAUAUUUUCUCUCUGAGAAAUAAAUGUUCUAAUGUAAAACA
Messenger RNA from Heteronotia binoei (common prickly gecko), 5745 nucleotides. It is a transcript of the gene BRPF3, whose product is annotated as bromodomain and PHD finger containing 3. Gene Ontology annotation, molecular function: protein binding. Gene Ontology annotation, cellular component: MOZ/MORF histone acetyltransferase complex. NCBI's taxonomy places the organism in Eukaryota, Metazoa, Chordata, Lepidosauria, Squamata, Gekkonidae. The record is from RefSeq and is a predicted model, not a curated record. Gene Ontology annotation, biological process: regulation of transcription by RNA polymerase II. The transcript is spliced from 12 exons. Bases 15 to 3497 code for a protein of 1160 amino acids.